AAAAAAGACACGGAAAGUCGAGCAGAGAACGUCAUGAGACCGUCUUCAAGCAAGAAAUAGUCGGUACCCCAGAUAGGUAUGGCUGUAUCAAGCUGGCUGUAUGGGCUGGCGGGAGUUGCAGCUGGGGCAGCCAUUCUCUGCAACCUACCCACCAGACUAUGGCUUCCAGCAGAGAGAGCCACUCUCCAGUAUCUAGCAGCCACAAAGCUACAAACACUCGACAACUCCAAGAAAGUCUUCCAGGCCAGUGAUUUGUGGCAAAACAAUGGCGUUGUGAUCAUGGCUGUGAGGAGGCCUGGAUGAUCCUUGUGCAGAGAGGAAGCCUUAGGGCUGUCCUCUCUCAAGGCUGAGCUCAACACUCACGGUUUCCAGCUGUAUGCAGUCGUACACGAGAACCGUGGAGUUGAUGAGUUUAGGCCAUUCUUCAAAGGAGAAAUUUUUCUGGAUAAAGAUCGUAGAUUUUACGGCCCCAAAGAGCGUUGGAUGUUCUUAACUGGUCUGUUCAGACUUAGCUUCUGGCAGAGUGUGUACAGAGUUCAUCAGAAGGGUGUGGCUGGAAACCUGGAGGGAGAGGGUAGACUGUUGGGAGGUGUGUUUGUGCUGGGCUCAGGCCAGCGAGGUGUCCUGAUGGAGCACAGAGAGGGAGAGUUUGGGGACCAUGCUAAUUUAACAGAAGUUAUGAAUGCUGUCAAGGGGUCAUCUCAGAAAUCCAAUUCCAGGUUAUAAUCAUGACUCAACUGUAAAACUUAACAGAGUUAAUUAUUUUUGAGUUUGAAUUUGGUGCUAAGUGGUAUGUGCUAUUAAAUUAAUUGGUCUUGUGUACCUGUGGCAGUACCACCAAAGGGUAAUUUAUUCCAUAAUCUGCUAUUAUCUUGCAAACCAUGUGUAUCGUGUGUAAUCAGUAUGUAAUUAGAGAAUUACUAUAUGUUGUAGCGAGACUGAAAGGAUAACAGUUCAUAUAAAUAAUUCUUACUUCUUAAGUUUUUUUUAUUGUUUGAAGCAUUUAGAAACCUUUCAACUGAUAGCAAGCUGUGGUGAGGUAUUCCUGUGAGUGAUGAUGUUGUACACUGAAACUACUGGUGUAUGUCAGAGUUUGACCAGGUGUUGCCUUCAUAAAGCUAAAAGUGUGAAAUAGGUUUGCAAAUGUAGUCUGCAAUAAAAACUUUUGAUUUUUAUAAUUCUAUA
Molecule: messenger RNA, 1185 nt
Organism: Liolophura sinensis
Lineage: Eukaryota; Metazoa; Mollusca; Polyplacophora; Chitonida; Chitonidae
Product: peroxiredoxin-like 2A
Exons: 6
Molecular function (GO): antioxidant activity
Source: RefSeq, a predicted model, not a curated record